AACCAGCUUCCUGAUCGAUCUUUGCGAUUCUUUCCCAGAUGGAUGAACUAUACUUGACCUUUCACUUCUCAUCUCUCAUGGUGUUGGUGUUCCAUGUUUUCCUAACACACGUCUGUGAAGGUCAGUCUGAACUGAUCGGUUCAUCUCAGCCAAUAGUAACAACUCUUGGUGGAGAUGUGGUUUUACCAUGUUACCUGCAGCCUGCUGAAGACGUCACUGACUGGACGUUGGAGUGGGCGAGACCUGAUCUGGAGCCCAGAUUUGUUCACGUUUGGCGCUCCCAACAGGAACUUGUUGGUCAAAACCAUGAUUUGUUUACAGGGAGAACAUCUCUGUUCAUUGAUGAGCUGACGAAAGGAAACAUUUCACUGAAACUCUCCAAAGUGAAACUCGCUGAUGAGGGAAAAUACAAAUGUUUUAUUCCAUCACUGGAAAAGGAGACUUUUGUCCAGCUACAUGUUGCAUCAGCUCCUGUCUCCUCACCCGUCAUCAGUUUAUCAGGGAUGGACAGAGACAGGUAG
Molecule: messenger RNA, 521 nt
Organism: Mugil cephalus (flathead mullet)
Lineage: Eukaryota; Metazoa; Chordata; Actinopteri; Mugiliformes; Mugilidae
Product: myelin-oligodendrocyte glycoprotein-like
Exons: 5
Coding region: 39-521 (160 amino acids)
Source: RefSeq, a predicted model, not a curated record